AUGAGUGUAGAAGGACUCGGCAGAGAUUUGCUGGGAGAAGUGAAGGUGGAGUGUUUGGAUGAGCUUCUGCGCGCAUUACGAGAGCUCGAUGCCAAUUCCGGUCCUUCCCUUGGGUUUCCACCCCUCGAUAGGCUCCUCGACGUCUUCCAGAACCCUCCUCCAACCCGGCAACAGCAACAUUACCAGACUCAAUGGUCUGUUCAGCAAGAAGGGCCAGCUCCUCCGCCGAAGGAGAAGCCACUACCCGUCAUAGAAAUCGCCGAUGCUGCGGCAUGCUCUGGGAAAACACAACUACUUUACCAAAUCAUCUUACUAUCUCUAUUACCAGUAGAGCAUAAAGAUGAGCCCAUCAAUGGAAAGGGCAAUGCUGUUGUCCUCCUUGAUCUGUCUGGGAGAUUUUCGGUUCUACGGCUUCACCAUCUCAUGCAUAAUCAUAUCUCCUCAAUAUGCUCUAGGUCUUCUUUGACAUUGCCCGAACAGGAGAUCUCGUCUCUGAUCUCGGACUCUUUCACCCAUCUCCACAUCUUCCAUCCCCAAUCAUCUUCCUCCCUCUUAUCUACUUUGGCUGCCUUGCCAUCAUUUCUCCUCUCCUCGCCUUCAACUCACUUCUCCGCCAAUCGUCCCCUUGGUCUCUUAGCCAUUAACGACCUCAGCGCCUUCCUCUGGCAAGACCGCUUAGACGCUGACGAGGGAACUGGGUUGCCGGCCUCCAACCACGCCGAAAAGGCAAACAACUCUCUAUUCCUUGAGCGUUACCACAACCUUAUCUCUUCGCUGCGUCAUGUCCAGCACCUCUUCUCCUGCCCCAUUGUGGCUACAAACUGGGGCCUAGCCCCUGUCAGUUCAGUAGCCGGACAUGCGGCUUUGCGUCCUCAUCUUCCGUCUUUGUGGAACAACUUCUGCACGACCAAGGUAGUUGUCGUGAAAGACAGAGUGUCGAAGUUUGGGCCUGACUUGAGUGCAGAGGAGGCUAAGAGGGAAGGAGCGCAAAGGUGGGAAGCGGUAGAAAAGAGUGGUUUCUCUGGUUGGAUCAACUGGUGGGGAAAUGAGGGGUGGAGGGAGGAGGUGAGGGAGGGUAUUAGGGAAUUGAAGGGUGGAGGUGGAUUCUCAUUUAGAGUCACUGAGGAUGGGAUUAUGGUGCAUGAUGAAGGUGACUGA
Messenger RNA from Letharia columbiana, 1158 nucleotides. RefSeq lists its product as uncharacterized. The transcript is spliced from 2 exons. Gene Ontology annotation, cellular component: replication fork; centrosome; Rad51B-Rad51C-Rad51D-XRCC2 complex. Gene Ontology annotation, biological process: DNA strand invasion; double-strand break repair via homologous recombination. The coding region runs from base 1 to 1158 and encodes 385 amino acids. The record is from RefSeq and is a predicted model, not a curated record. Lineage: Eukaryota; Fungi; Ascomycota; Lecanoromycetes; Lecanorales; Parmeliaceae. Gene Ontology annotation, molecular function: four-way junction DNA binding.